Molecule: messenger RNA, 5116 nt
Organism: Sphaeramia orbicularis (orbiculate cardinalfish)
Lineage: Eukaryota; Metazoa; Chordata; Actinopteri; Kurtiformes; Apogonidae
Gene: tal1
Product: T-cell acute lymphocytic leukemia 1
Exons: 3
Coding region: 2517-3644 (375 amino acids)
Biological process (GO): regulation of transcription by RNA polymerase II
Molecular function (GO): protein dimerization activity; RNA polymerase II cis-regulatory region sequence-specific DNA binding; DNA-binding transcription factor activity, RNA polymerase II-specific
Source: RefSeq, a predicted model, not a curated record
CUAUCUAUCUAUCUAUCUAUCUAUCUAUCUAUCUAUCUAUCUAUCUAUCUAUCUAUCUAUCUAUCUAUCUAUCUAUCUAUGUUUCUUAAUUAAUUGACUAAUUAAUGAACAACAAUACUAAUUGCGCUAAUUGUCUUGGCUGAUAUAAUAAGGCUGAUCUGGGAUCGGUCUAUCCGUUAUUAGGAUGUACCUGCUCUCAUUUAGGCUGGCCUGAAUGCGCUCUGAUAGCGCGUCGCCGUUGAUGCCGCUUCUUUUUUAUCUGAUGGACCAGAAGCCGAUACGCUUUUAUCUCCUCCAGCCAUGACUCCCCACGGACCCCGGGGAACCGCCGACCGAGGCCCCCCAACACAAACAAUGACACGCAGGCCAGUUAUAUAUUUAUUUAUUUAUUUAUUUGUUUAAUAAAUAAUUAUGGCCUUUCAAUUAAAGCAUCCUUAUCAUAAUUAGAGUCUCAUCAUUUUUCCAAUCUAUUGUAUUAGUGGCACGUUGAGGCUUAAGGCGUAGUAAUGGAGAAGGAUUAAUGGAUAUGUCCUUACUCUUCUUCUUAGGGGAAAAAAAAAUAAAAUAAAAAAUAAGAUAGACGACCCUUUGCUAUUAUCUGUUAUCUUAUUUCAGAAUGAAUAGGCUUAGUAAAAAAAAUUCUUUUGUUGGAAAUAUAAAUAGGUCAAAAGCUUAACCUGAGCUUUUGUUUCUUUCAUCAAAAAAAAAAAAAAAAAAAAAAAAUUAAAACAGCCCAACUAUAGCUCAGGCUACAGUAUACUACCUCACGUUGUUACAGGCCGUUGCGCCGUGCCUGUUUGCUUUUUUUUAUGCUUUGCCCUCCACAAGCCUAUAUAGCCCACGACAGCCAAAUAAUAAUGAAUCAUUUCAUAAAUAAUGGGUUUAGGAGCUUAUCGGGAAUGAAGAGGCCGCUGCCGUGAGCUUAUCUCACUCGGCCACAUUGCGGCCUGUGUUCCGCUCCCCAUACUGAGGGAGCGCACUGGAUGCGGCGAGGAAUAACUCACACACACACAUAUACACACACACACACACACACUGCUCCACAACUCGGUGGAAAAAAAAAGAAAAACCUCAGACAUGGAUGACCCACUCACAAAAUGGCUCCACUUACACAGUAACAUCAACAACACGGCUGGAACGGUAAGUGGAAAUAACAAGCUUCAUCCUUAUUUAAACCAACAAAUUCGUUGUUUUUAAAAGCUACGACUGCUGUUGUUUACAUUUUAUUUUUGCUAUUAACUGUAUAUUUAGUCUGUAUAUAUAUAUAUAUAUAUAUUUACUAUUGUCCGAUCGGUUGGCUGUGACUAUACGGGAUGUAAUAACGGAUGCGAGGCCUGUUGUAUAAUUCUUAGAAAUAAAAUCCCCCUUUUUAAAAAAAAAUUCGCGUUAAAUAAUAAUAAUAAUCAGUUUAUUGAAAUGAGUUACCGAUCAAACACAUAAGACUGCUGUAGUAUAUUAUAUAGUCUAUUCCUUGUGUCAAAUCUAUGAUGUGCGUCUUUCUACAACAGCAUUAUGGCCUUCUUCGCCUCGAUAAAUAUAAAAAUUGCAUAACCAACUCUGUCUGUAUGAAAUAUUCAGGUACGAUUUGGAAUUCUCCGUGUUUCCUGGACUAUUUCUGGAUUUGCUUAAGGCAAAAGGAAGGACGGGUUUUAAUCCGACGGAGACCUUCGUUUCUGGCAACUACAGCCUUUUUUUUUUUUUUUUUUUUUUUUUGGCUUCUCAAAUUUAACAUAAUUACAACUGGAAGUAAAUGAGCUGAAAUUAUUAUUAUUAUUAUUAUUUUUAUCCUCAAAUAUAAAUUCAGAACACAGUAAAUAUUAGGUCAACAUCCAAAUAUUAGUUUAACGGUAAAAUUGUAAACUCAUUUCAAGGCCAAUAAGCGUUAGAUAAGGGGUUCGUAGAUAGAAAGAAAGAAAAAAAAACAUACAUGCAGAAACCACAAGAUAAAAUUCGUUGGCAAUGAUAAGUUAACGUUUCAAAUGGCACUUACUCAAAAUUCGUGCUAAAAAUGUGAAACAGACUCAAUUGCAUUAAUGGAUAAUAACUUAGAAAGAAAAGCUGACAUCUUAUUUCAACUUUAAGACAUUCUGUAUCAUUUAACAAAAAAUAGUAUCUCUACAGUCACAUCACAGUUCAAGGUUUAUAGUCAAAGAAUGACAAUAUUUAUAUGUUACAGUUCCUAGAAAUACGAAAACAUGGCUGAGGCUCUUUCACCCUUUUACAUUUAAAAUAACUUAUAAAAAAUAUACUAAAAUAUAGGCCUAUCAGAAUUAUUUUACCCCGUUUUUUUAUUAUAUCUAUUAUUGGAAAUACUAACAAAUGUGAAUAUAGAUCUAAGAAGAAAAAGGAUAUUUUGUACAAUAAUGGGUUCUCCAUAAGCCUGCAGAUACAGUGAUCCAUGCUUAUCUAUCUGGAAUAUUAGGACUGUCACAUAGGCCCAAUGUACUGACUUUAAUUAAUCGAAAAAAAUCUUAUUUAGGACGUAGAGGACUUGAACGAGUGGUGACGAUAUAAAAAUGAUGGAAAAACGGCAGCCAGAGCUUUGUCCUGGAAGUCCCGAUACAGAUCCCGGUCCUGGAAAGCGGGAGGACUCCUCCAUCAUCUCCAGACAAAACGGAUGCAAGGAGGACGAGGAGCCGAGGAGAGAGGAGGGGGAGGAGAGGGGAGGGAGUUUCAAGGGGGUUGAGGAGACGGAUGACGUUCCUCUGCAGAACUCGAGCAACGGGACCAGCAUCAGCAUCAUCAUUAACGGCGUUGCCAAGGAAACUGCCUCUCACAACGCCCUUGACCUGAAAAGGGAAGUACCGGUGAUCGAGCUCUCCAGGAGGGACGCUAUAAAAGCGGUGGAGCAGAGGACUGAAAGCCAUUUGGUGCCGAUAACGGAACUUCGCAGACCUCCACCGCUGCCGCUGCCGCCGCCGCAACGAGACGACGCUCGAAUGGUCCAACUGAGCCCAAACGCGUUUCCUGUCCCGGCCCGGGCGAUGCUCUACAACCUGGCACAACCUCUAGCCGCCAUCAACAGUCUUGGAGGGGAGUCGGAGCAGUACAGCAUGUACCCCAGCAACAGGGUAAAGCGCCGCCCGGCGCCUUAUGAGGUUGAACUCGACGAGGCUGGUCAACCAAAAAUUGUACGUCGUAUCUUCACGAACAGUCGUGAACGUUGGCGGCAACAAAAUGUAAAUGGGGCAUUUGCAGAGCUUCGGAAACUCAUCCCUACUCACCCUCCAGAUAAGAAGUUGAGUAAGAAUGAGAUCCUGCGGCUGGCUAUGAAGUACAUUAGUUUCCUCUCCAACCUCCUGGAGGACCAGGAUGGGGGGAGGAAUGUUGGCAGCACAACUGAUGGAGAGACUGGGCUCCUAGUUGGGGUAGGAGCCCAUGACGGGGGCCCCCAGGGAGGCCCGCAUCAAGACACGGUGGUGAGCUUGGCCAGGGACGAUCUUCUGGAGACAAUGUCACCGGGCUCCAGCUGUGGAAGCCUGCCUGAUGGCGAUGCUGAGGGUAGUCCUGAGAGCUUCAUGGAGGAUCAGGACUCACCUCCAGCUCCAAGGACUCUACAGGCUUCACGUGGACCUCCACUCCAUCUAGCUGCUAGGGAUCUGAGGCGAAAUGGACGCCCCUUAGAUGGCUCUGGUCGCCGAUGAUGCUGAUGCCAAUAGGCUACCAACCUGAGACUAAAAAACAAUGACAGGAAUAAAAAAAGAGAUGGAUACGCCCAGGACCUUAUUAGCUUUGCAUCAUCAGUAUAGGAAGGAGAAUCAAGCAUCAUGCAGAUAGAGACUGGUAUAUGAGUGGAUCAUGUGUACGUUUCUGUCUUUGCAUGACACCCGAGGCAGCACUGAUGAAUAGCUUGGUUUGAUUAGUGAUCGACUGAGUUUGAUCUAAACAAAAGACUUGUACAUUCUGCAUGUCUCAUGUCUUUGAAUGACCUGCGGAUUAUAACUUUCUGUGUUUUGAAAGUCCAAAGACAGGAUAUUUGAAAAAAAGGAAAAUGAGCAGACAACGCAAAACAGAACAACACAAGACAAAGCCAAACAAAGGAAACAAUCAAGAGACAUUUUGGAAAAAGAAUUGUGAUGUAUGAUUAUGAAAUGUUGACCAAUACUUCACGAUGACACUGGAGAUUAUAAUUUUGUGCAGUCAGGAUAAAUCCAGCAUGUCAAAUGGCCUGGAGAGUGCUGUGUAUCUAUGGUUGUACACCUUCAAUGAAUGAAUUUGGUGAUUUAUUCUGCCCAACAGAUACAUUCAUAACACAAAGAAAGUUUGGUGGCUGUUGGAGGUUGUAAACGGACUGGAUAUUAAUUACACUCUCGCAGUUAUGUAUUGUAAAUAGCAUUAUAUUUUCACUGCACAAUGUAAUAACAGUGACUGAAGUUCAAGUAAUGUGGUUUGAGAUGUACCGUAGUGUUUGUUAAUGGGUUUACUAGGAAAAUGGUCUUUUGGGAGGCAUGAAAUGAACCGAAAGGGGACAAGGGAAACUCAAGAUGUAAAGCAAACAGCUAAAUGUUGUACAUCAAAUAUGGUACCAAUUACUUCUGCUAUACUUUGGUGAUGAGAAAAUAACACCAAAAGAAUUUCACUCCCUGAGGAUGAAUUGAAUGAUAUGAAUUUGCUGUAGAGGUACAGGACAUGCAGUGUGUCUUAAAAUGUACAAUUAAUGGGUCAUACAAAAUCAUACAAUGACUCAUGCAGUCCUUUUGAUAUGAAUGUCUGUUUCAGUGUUUUUUAAACUGUAAUGCAGUUGUAGUUUAGUAAGGUACACAAAUAAAUCCCUUCAUUGCAGCAUUUCACAUGUUCACAUACAUACACAGAGGCACGCGCACAAAAACACACGUGCACACACUAAACAGUGUUAAUACCAUGACAACACCAGCAGUUUUCUGAUAAAGACAGUUAAGUAUUGCUCACUGUUGUUGGUUAUUCUGCUUUUUGAGCAGGACUAUAGUAGCCUAUAUUGGUACCUUUGGUAAUUCUGGUAUUUUAUUAAUUGCAGUAAAGGGACAUUGUACGUUUGGUAAUGACAUAUUUGUUGUAUGAUAGCUGUAUCUAUGAAUAUAUCCAAUGUCAAAUCAAUGAAUUUUAUACAAAAGCCCUGAAUAAAAUACACUGAGUAAAA